CGUAUCUUUGUCUCUUUCUGAUCUGAUGAGUUCGAUCGCCGUGCCUCCUGUUCAUACAACUUUCGUGUAUAUCAAUCAUUUUUUGUUCCGAAAUUGUUGCAUUGCAUUCAUGUUCUGUUCUUUAUCGCGUUGGAAAAUAAUAAUAAUAAUAAUCAUGUUUCCGACUUUGGAUGUUCUUUAUUAAUGCUAAUAAUCCUAAGCAGACAAGAAAAGGAAAACAAUAGGAUCUUCAAAAUUAAAUUUCCCAUUCAGAAUUGGCAAAUCUUAUAUAUUCAUUCAUUCUCUGCCAUUUUUGGUGUGGCUAUCGAUAGUAGUAACAAUUGUGAGACGACGGUGAUUUAGAUCAUAUAUAUAUAAAUUCAGACUGGAUUUAUGAAACAAGGAUGACCAAUACUUCUAGUACUAUGGUACAAUCUACCCCAGGUAGCUCAGGGUAUUUGGAUUUGUAUCCUGAACGCAAAAUGUCUUUUUUUAAGAAUCCUUAUAUCCUCGGUCUCGCUGCUGUCGCUGGUAUUGGUGGCUUGCUUUUUGGCUACGACACAGGUGUGAUAUCAGGAGCUCUUCUAUAUAUAAAAGAUGAUUUUGAAUCCGUUAGAGAAAGUAACAUUCUGCAGGAAACAAUAGUCAGCAUGGCAAUAGCUGGUGCAAUAGUUGGAGCAGCAAUAGGUGGUUGGAUUAACGAUGCUUACGGACGAAAGAAGGCAACUCUCAUCGCGGAUGUCAUCUUCAUUAUUGGAGCAAUUGGUAUGGCUGCCGCGCCUGAUCCUUACAUUCUCAUAAUCGGACGCCUUCUUGUUGGUUUAGGUGUCGGCAUUGCCUCUGUCACCGCUCCCGUCUACAUUGCCGAAGCAUCACCUUCCGAAAUCAGAGGUUCAUUAGUCAGUACUAAUUCCCUCAUGAUCACCAGUGGACAACUCCUUUCCUACAUAGUUAACCUCGCCUUUACGCGUGUCCCUGGUACUUGGCGUUGGAUGUUGGGUGUUUCAGCUGUCCCUGCACUUGUUCAAUUCAUUCUCAUGCUUUUCCUCCCUGAAUCACCAAGAUGGCUUUUUAUGAAGAAUAGAAAGAAUGAAGCUGUUGAUGUCAUUUCCAACAUCUAUGACUUGGCUCGUCUUGAAGACGAAGUUGAUUUUCUAACAGCUGAGGCAGAACAAGACAGACAGAAAAAUAUGAAUGUCAAAUUUAAAGAUGUUUUUAAAUCUAAAGAAAUCAGACUAGCAUUCAUGGUUGGAGCAGGAUUGAUGGUGUUCCAACAGUUUACUGGCAUUAACACAGUGAUGUACUACAGUCCAACCAUUGUUCAAAUGGCUGGAUUUCAAUCUAAAGAGUUGGCUCUUCAAAUCUCACUCUUUGUUGCUGCAAUGAAUGCUGUCGGAACUGUUCUUGGUAUUUACCUCAUUGAUCAUGCAGGGAGGAAGAUAUUAGCUCUUUGUAGCUUAGGAGGAGUGUUUACAUCUUUGGUUCUCUUGUCUGUGGCAUUCUCAAAUCAAACCUCGGCAGCAGCAUCAAAUGCUACCGGAUGGCUUGCAGUUUUGGGUUUGAUACUGUAUAUAGCUUUUUUCUCCCCUGGGAUGGGACCAGUGCCGUGGGCAAUGAACUCAGAGAUAUAUCCUAAAGAAUAUAGAGGAAUUUGUGGUGGUAUGUCAGCUACUGUGUGUUGGGUUUCCAAUCUCAUUGUGUCUCAGACAUUUCUUUCUGUUGCUGAAGCUUUAGGGACUGGUCCUACUUUCUUGAUUCUUGCUGUAAUAACCGUGCUUGCCUUUUUAUUUGUGCUUCUCUAUGUUCCGGAGACUAAAGGAUUGACCUUUGACGAGGUUGAACUAAUAUGGAAAGAGAGAGCUUGGGGCGGCACCAACAUUAACAACAACUCUGACUCGCGAAACCUUCUUGGGACGGACAAUGAUCAAUAA
Messenger RNA from Medicago truncatula (barrel medic), 1910 nucleotides. Its product is annotated as inositol transporter 1. Gene Ontology annotation, biological process: transmembrane transport. The transcript has 2 exons. The record is from RefSeq and is a predicted model, not a curated record. The coding region runs from base 384 to 1910 and encodes 508 amino acids. Gene Ontology annotation, molecular function: transmembrane transporter activity. Lineage: Eukaryota; Viridiplantae; Streptophyta; Magnoliopsida; Fabales; Fabaceae. Gene Ontology annotation, cellular component: membrane.